Messenger RNA from Spinacia oleracea (spinach), 1104 nucleotides. RefSeq lists its product as uncharacterized. The transcript has a single exon. The record is from RefSeq and is a predicted model, not a curated record. NCBI's taxonomy places the organism in Eukaryota, Viridiplantae, Streptophyta, Magnoliopsida, Caryophyllales, Amaranthaceae. The coding region runs from base 1 to 1104 and encodes 367 amino acids.
AUGGCCACCCAUAAUAAAAUGCUUGAAACACAAAUUGCGCAAUUAUCAUCCUCUAAUGCUUCAAGAGUUCCCGGUUCUUUGCCUCCUCAAGGGGUAAGCCCCGGUGAGACCCAUCAAGCUAAUGAUAUUGUGACAAGAAGUGGGAAAAACCUUGUGAAUUCAACUACUAAGAGUCCAACUCAACGAAAGAGUGAGCCCAUUCAUGAGAGUGAGCCUAUUAUUGAUACCACCAUAGAUGAGGAAGAGGUUGUGGUGAGUGAACCAAUGGUUUUUGAAGUUCCAAAGAGAGUGGUCCCUCCUUACAAGCCCAAAUUGCCUUUCCCAUCUCGUUUUUCCGGAGCUAACCUUGAUGAUCAAUUUGCAAAAUUCCAAGAAGUCCUCAAGAACCUCUAUGUGAACAUUCCUUUUGUCGAAGCCCUUAGGCAAAUGCCUACUUAUUCCAAAUUUUUGAUGGAGAUUCUAACCAAGAAGAGGGUUGUGGAUGUGGUUGAGACUAUUAGCCUACCCGAAAGUUGUAGUGCCAUUAUCCAAAACAAGUUGCCUACCAAAUUGAAAGAUCCCGGGAGUUUUUCCAUCCCUUGUGCAAUUGGGGAACUGGUCAUAGAUAAAGCCCUAUGUGACUUAGGAGCAAGUGUGAGUGUAAUUCCAUUCUCUAUUUUUCAAAGGUUGAAUGUGGGAGAGUUGAAGCCUACCCAAGUGUCCCUCCAAUUAGCCGACCGUUCGGUGAAGCUUCCAUUGGGAAAGGUAGAGGAUGUGCCUAUGAGGAUUCGGAUGUUCUUUAUUCCCGUUGAUUUUGUGGUCUUAGAAAUGGAGGAGGACCCUAAUGUCCCAAUCAUCUUAGGAAGACCUUUUCUUGCCACCGCGGGGGCAAUCAUAGAUGUGAGAGGUGGUAGACUAUCCCUUAGUAUGGGGGAUGAGAAAAUUGAGUUUCAACUUAACCAAAUCAUCAGAUGCCCCUCCCAUAUGGAUGAUUGUAAAAGAAUUGAUAUCCUUGAUGAAAUUGUCAAUGAGUCUAUGAGCAUGCAUAUGCAUUCUACUAACGAUGUUCUUGAGUAUGUUCUUGUGCAUGAUUCCAAUGAAUGCAAUGACACCAUGGAGACUUAA